Scomber japonicus (chub mackerel) is the source of this 2987-nucleotide messenger RNA. RefSeq names its product inter-alpha-trypsin inhibitor heavy chain H3-like. Bases 89 to 2884 code for a protein of 931 amino acids. The transcript is spliced from 27 exons. The record is from RefSeq and is a predicted model, not a curated record. Lineage: Eukaryota; Metazoa; Chordata; Actinopteri; Scombriformes; Scombridae.
AAACGGUGCACCCAUUAAUUCUGCCUCUGUCUGUGUCAGUUUAAAAGACGGUUUCAGCUGCCAGAGUUUCACUCUGGUGGGAGCCAUCAUGGAGAGAGCUGUGGUGCAAAUCACCCUCUUUGGGCUGCUGUUGGCUUUUGUUACCACACAACCAAACAAGGACGACUGGGACAUCUACAGCUUCCACAUCAACUCUACAGUGAACAGUCGUUAUGCCACCACUGUCAUCACAAGCCGCGUGGCCAAUCGUAUGGACGAGUCAAAGGAAAUAGAAUUUCAAGUCCGAAUUCCCAAAAACGCCUUCAUCAGCAAAUUCAGAAUGUUUAUAGAUGGCCAGGUGUAUGACGGUGUUGUGAAAACUAAGGAGCAGGCCCAGCAGCAGUACUCUGAGGCUGUGUCCCGUGGCCAAAGCGCUGGCCUUGUGAGCUCUGUAGGGAGGACCCUUGAGGAAUUCAAGACCUCUGUGACUGUGGCUGCUCACAAAAAGGUGACCUUUGAACUCACUUAUGAGGAACUGCUGAAGCGCAGGCUUGGCAAGUAUGAGCUGCAAAUCCAUGCUCGACCCAUGCAGCCUGUCAAAGACUUCAAGGUCGAUGUGUACAUUCAUGAGAAAGCUGGCAUAAGUUUCCUGGAGGUUAAAGGAGGACUAAGUACCAAUGCCCUGGCUAAUGCUAUCACCAAAACACAUACAGACAAACAGGCAUGGGUAUAUUUCUACCCAACGGAGGAUCAACAAAAAACAUGUGACCACUGUGGAGAGGAGGGUAUGAAUGGAGAUCUGGUUAUUGUUUAUGAUGUCAACAGGGACGCCUCAAUUGGGGACAUCCAGACGUCAGAUGGAUAUUUUGUUCAUCACUUUGCUCCAUCAAGUCUUUCCCGCAUACCAAAGAAUUUUGUCUUUCUUAUUGAUAAAAGUGGCUCCAUGAACGGCAAAAAAAUAGAACAGACCCGAACAGCAUUAAUCCGCAUCUUGAAUGACCUGGCAGAAGAUGACUACUUUGGCCUUAUCACUUUUGAUGGCAACAUUUUUCACUGGAAACGAGAACUUGUUCAGGCCAGCAAGAAAAACGUGGAUAGCGCCAAGGAUUUUGCACGGAAUAUUCAAAGUGGAGGAUCUACUGACAUUAAUGGGGCAGUGCUGCAAGGAGCACACAUGCUGAAUGUACAUCCCAGAGAGGGUGCAGCAUCUAUCCUUAUACUUCUGACUGAUGGAGAUCCAACCGCAGGGGUGACAAAUCUCAGACAAAUACUAUCAAAUGUAAAGGAGGCCAUAGCAGAAAAAUUCCCACUCUACUGUCUUGGUUUUGGUUUUGAUGUAAAUUUUGAGUUCCUCGAGAAGAUGUCACUACAGAACAAUGGUGCAGCACGAAGGAUUUAUCAGGACUCUGAUGCUGAUUUGCAGCUGACGGGUUUCUAUGAAGAGGUGGCCACUCCUCUGCUAACCGAUGUGACAAUGAUCUAUACUGGUGGGACCAAUCUAACCCAGACUAACUUCAGCCAGUAUUAUAAUGGCUCUGAGAUUGUGGUGGCUGGUCAGAUCCUUCACAAUGACAUUGACACCUUUUCUCCACAAGUUGUGGCUAUUUCGAGUAAAAGAAGGCUGACGUUUUCUGAGACGAACACCACUGUGGAAUCCACUGGAACAGUUUCUGAUAGCCAUAUCCAGAGGGUCUGGGCCUACCUCACAGUCAAACAGCUCCUGGAUAAACAGCUGCAAUUAUCUGGAGCAGAGGAGGAGGAGGUGAGAAAAGAAGCCUUGGCGCUGUCCUUCAAGUACAGCUUUGUGACCCCACUCACAUCCAUGGUGGUCACAAAGCCUCCAGGGGAGAACACAGAGGUGCUUCAUAAACCGAAGGAAGGUCAACAACAAGGAAUAGAACAACUAAGUAUGCUUCAACCGAGGAGAACUGCUAAAACCUCUUCAAGUCCGAGAAGAAUAGGACUUACAGGGAGUGCUGGUCUUCCAGGUGGCUAUGAUCACAUUACAAUGGGUGCAGCUCCGAGAAGAAUAGGACUUGCAGGGAGUGCUGGUCCUCCAGGUGGCAAUGGUCAGACUAGAAUGGAUCUAGACGGAGCAAUGCCAACUAGUCGGCUAAUGAGACCUGGCGGAGCAAUGCGAAAUAGUCGGCCAAGAAUACCUGAUUUAUUUUUAGUUCCUCAGCCUUCCUAUGACAUUGGUUAUGAUGAUCCUACGGAUUAUUCUUUGUUGAAAGUCAUGCGUACUAUUGAGCGAGGAGCUGGCGAGGAGCAAAAAACACCUGUUCCUUUUCUCCACAGGUUUUUGAUUAAAACCGAGAAUCAGUCUCUUCCACUAUGUUUUGAUAUCAAGGGAGAUGUCCGCCUUAAACUACUUCACCAUCCCAGUGGGGAGCUGAUUGUGAAUGGAAAGCUUCAAAAGGACAACGGAGGCUUCAAAAGGAUUGUCAUCCAUCUUGACAUUUUCACGUCUAUUGAUGUUGACACCCAUAGAAUCACUGUGAAAGACUUAGGUGGAGUGAGGCAUCACACAGGGAUAGAUCUCAUCACAGUUGGAAGUGUGACAGUGAUCAGGCGGGAUCAAGAAAUAGAUGUCACAGCUGGAGACACGCGCAUGGUCAUCUUACUUCAUGAGAAAAAUGGGAGAAAAUUUCUCUGGCCUGUUUUAAGAUUGAAGCCGUCAGACAGCAACGCUGAAGGAAUUUUAGCUCUAAAGCCAGCAAUUUAUGAGGAGGUGCAGCAAACUCCCUCAACAAAACUUAAGAUCAGAGACCAGGAGAUUGAUGUUACCAGAUCUGAUGUUGCUGACUACAGUAUUGUGACAGCCCCGAGACUGGGUUGCUGGCUCAUGUCUGCUGAGUCUGCCCUACAGAGACCGCUGGAUGAUUUCAUUGUUGCAGAACUUUAACUGGGAAAAAUGUUGAUCUACUUGAAAAGAUCAGAUAAAAAAACAUUCUCUGAAAUCUCAUUCACCUGUUACUAACCUAAACAAAUAAAUUGUUUCCCAGCUC